This is a messenger RNA of Mya arenaria, 991 nucleotides long. RefSeq lists its product as uncharacterized. The transcript is spliced from 5 exons. NCBI's taxonomy places the organism in Eukaryota, Metazoa, Mollusca, Bivalvia, Myida, Myidae. The record is from RefSeq and is a predicted model, not a curated record. The coding region runs from base 16 to 915 and encodes 299 amino acids.
UCUGAAUUGCUCAAGAUGGCUCUCACUUUGUUGGUCAUAUUUCUGUGCACAGGGUUAACUGUUUACUGUUCGCCAGACAAACGCGCUGCAGUACCAACAUUCGCCCAAGGUCAUGUAGAAGCCACGGUGACCGCCUCCAGCAUUAGGGAGGCUUCCGGUGUGUGCGCCAGUCGACAGCACGCGGACGUCCUGUAUACGCACAAUGACUCCGGAGAUACACAUAGAAUCUUUGCUAUCAGCGCUAAAACUGGGGCGCUCCUAAAUACCAUCACCAUAGACGGAGCCACCGCGCAGGACUGGGAAGAUAUCGCCUGCGGUAAAUGCACGGGUGGCAGCGGCAAUUGCGUCUACAUUGGUGAUCUGGGUGGAAACGCGGGUGGAGACGCGAACACCAUAUUCCGGAUACACGAGCCGGCCACCCUCAACAGGAACGGCGGAAAUAUACAUGUACACGCUGAUGGAACUCUAAAAUUCAGCUGGGACCAGAAUAACUGCGAAACCCUCAUGGUUGAUCCAAAAGGCGAGGUUUACGUACUGUCGAAGGUUGGUACGGGCGGGAAACACCCGAAGCUCGUGCACUUGCCGGACAGCGCAUGGACCGCCCACCACCGCGUGCAGGUUAAUGAGGGAAUAAUGAUUCCACACACGCACACUUUUGUUGGCGGGGACAUCUCGCCGAAUGGACAAGAGGUGUUGGUUAAGGAUCACAGCCACAUCUACUACUGGCACGUUAACAACGGCAACUACUACGAAACCCUGAGGACGCAGGAGCCUUCUCAAGUCCCCUACCACGUGGAGCCCCAGGGGGAGGCGGUUGCCUGGGACAAAGACGGAAGUGGAUAUUACACCAUCUCCGAGGGCCAACACCCCAAGAUAUACUACUACCGCCGUACAAGCGCGCCGGUUGUUGGUUAAUAAGCCUUAAAAUACCUUGGCCUGAAUUUCUUGAACAUUGACCCAGAUUUAAAUAAAGCAUAAUAUUGUGUUCACA